CGCAGCCUCCCUCUCCUUGCCCCGGGGAGCUCCGGCCCGCAGGCGGCCACAGGGGCUCGCUGCCGGCCCAGGAGGAGCUGGAGAUCCCUAUGAUGUCCGAGGCCGCCAACGCGGGGCAAGGGAAGGAGUGCGAAGCCGCGCCGGGCAAAGGAGGAGUCGCUGCUUCGGCCGCCAGCAUCAACCUCAACCUCAACCCCUCGGCCUCCAAGUUCUUAAUGAAUGUUAUAACGAUAGAAGACUAUAAGAGCACUUAUUGGCCAAAGUUGGAUAGUGCCAUAGAUCAGCUUUUAACGCAGAGUCCUGGUGACUACAUCCCCAUCUCCUAUGAACAAAUAUACAGUUGUGUGUAUAAAUGUGUGUGCCAGCAGCAUUCGGAACAGAUGUAUAGUGACCUAAUAAAAAAGAUAACUAACCACUUAGAGAGAGUCUCAAAGGAGCUGCAGGCCAGCCCACCAGAUCUCUACAUUGAAAUGUUUAACAUCGCACUUGGACAGUAUAUGGGAGCGUUACAGAGCAUUGUACCUCUUUUCAUUUAUAUGAAUAAGUUUUACAUAGAAACCAAACUUAACCGAGACUUAAGAAAUGACCUUAUAAAACUGUUUACGGAACAUGUUGCAGAAAAGCACAUUUACAGCCUGAUGCCUUUACUUCUCGAAGCCCAGUCUACGCCUUUUUGGAUAAACCCUUCCACAAUGUCAAACAUUGUCAAAGGAUUGUAUAUGCUUAGGCCAGAAUGGGUUCAGAUGGCACCAGCUUUAUUUUCAAAAUUUAUUCCAAACAUUCUCCCUCCUGCUGUGGAGUCUGAACUUGAGGAGUAUGCUGCUCAAGACCAGAAACUUCAACAAGAGCUUAUUCAGGAAGGUUUUUCCAGGUUGGACACUCCCCAAAGAAAGCUUCCCCGCUCUCUCCAGACAUCUUUCAAAUCUGUUCACCUUAUCAUUUUAUUCAAAGCCAGGUGAUCAGUCACGUAAAAGACCUGGUGAAGAAUUAACUUACAAUGGUUCAGCGACAUGUGCAAGCUCAAGAGGAUGCAGAUAGUGACUGUACUAGAAGUAUAUUAUAUUCCCAUAGGAAUGGAUGCUGUAACCUGAUUGGAGAGGAGGCUAUCCUGAGGCUGAGUUGGGCCCUACCGAUUACUCAGGUUCUUAGAUGAGAAGGAGUUUGGACUUAGUUCUUGCCAUGUAAUAAAAUGCCUGUUUGCUGCUAUUGUGGAGCUAAUUUGGAAUGAUGUUGCCAAUCUUAGAACGUUCUUUGGCAACCCUGUGAGGAAUAUACCUGUUUUGUUUUGUUUUUUAAAUCAUUGCUUUACUAAAACUUUGUAGCCAAAAAAGCACUUCCUCCGAAAUAAUUUUUUGCACUUUUUUUUUAAUGUGUGGACAUCGUUGGAUUAGAAGCCUGUGCCCAUUUGGAAUUUUCCAGAAGAUUUGCUCAGCAAUUAUUGACCGUUGACAGUAUUUAUUUCUACAAAACAUUUGCUUCUCAUUCUCCGUUUCAUGCAACUGGCCCUUUUAUGUUCCAUAUAUAAAAGUAGUUUCACUGAUUCAACCCUGUCUUUUUUACAGGUUGCAAAACUAUGUAGACAGGUUAGACAAAGCUGUAAUCUCCUUGCAUCCUCUUCCAUGUGACAAAUAAUAACUCAAAUUCAAAUGUUCAUUGUAUGUUGUUGGCUUCAGUAAUUAUUGCAGAGAAUUAAAUAUAAUGAUGUUCUAAUACUGUAUGGAAUUUCUAUUCAGAUUUGAGAUGUUAGUAUACGACAGUGGGAGAAAAAGAUUCUGGGCCAGGUUGUCUACUGUGCUGUUCUGUAGCAGUACAGGAGGUAUCUGUUAGGUUUUUAAUGAAGCGGCUGAUUGAAUACCUUGCUUUUGGCUAUUGCAGGUACAAGUGUGUGACUGAAACUUUCCUUGCACUUGUAGCUUAUGUUGAGGCAGCCAGGUGCUUGAAGUCAAUCUUACUUCUUUGUUGCUUUUUACCACUUUGCAGGAAAUGAAGGGAAUUCCCUGUUUGAGUCACACAUAAAAGUAUUUUGGGGAAUCUUGGCUCCUUCUUUCUUUGUUAAAGUGUGAGCAUGGGUUCUGAAUAAUCUGCAGUUGUCUAUGCAUAUGGGUAUGAAUUUAUCUGCAGCAAUAUGUACCUCAUAAGGAAAAUCCUUCUCUUUUUGCUCUUGAGUCAUAGACUGUCUCCUCAGCCCAUCUCAUGUUCUCUGAAAAAAUACAACACAUAAGAGAUACUUAAAGGAGCCUCUGCUGGUUUUCUGGAAACAAAAUGUGUUUCUGUGUGAAAAGGGCAGACUCCAAUAAAAAGCAAGUUAGUUUGCUACUGAGCCAAUUUGUGUGCAGCUGUCCUAAGAUCUUAGUGUCCCAGAGAAGACCAGGGUGAGCCCAUGAAGAGGUGUCCCUCUGAGCAUUUUGGUGGCUCUCCAAGCUACCCCAUGCCCUCAUUCCCCACCCACUCCCCAAAAAACCCUUUUUUAUCUCCCAAAGUCUUACUGCAGUGUACAGUUUGGGACUUUGGGGAGUAUCCCAAGAUCCUCACCCCCAAAAAAUGCAAUAACAACAACAGAAGAAGAAGAAAAGAAACAGAAGUGCCCAUCUGAACACCUGUGGAGUUUUUGUUGUUCUUUAAUUGCCAUUUCCAGCCAUUGCCACCCUUUCACUGGGCCUGGAAACUGGGCGUCCAAACCCGCCUCUGUAUUAAGGAAUGUAAAGAAUGAUAUGCCAGUCUCUCUCAAUUGAAAAGGUAAUUUGAUUGUCCCACUUUGGGGCACAGAUUAUACAACAUCUGUACAAUAUUAAAAUGUUGUUUGGUGAGUUUCUGAGAUGCAAAGAAUUAUGGCUGAAGUGUGUAGCACAUGGGCCUUAAGUGCCUCCGCACCAGAUUUUGUGGCCCCAUCAUGCCCUUGCCAUCAGAAUUGCCGGCAGUAGUUUAGAGGUGCUACAAUGGAAAAAGAGGCACAUUUCAUGUUAAAAACAAAGCCCCAAGGAUACGAGAGCCUUGUUUUAUAGUACAGUCAUGCCCCUAGAUGUCUCCCAGAAGCACUGUUGGGUUUUAAAGCAAGAUGUGCACUCCUGGAAUGAUCUGUUGAUAACAAGAAGUUGUCCUCUUGGUGGUGCUGGUGAUGGGGUGAUGACUUCCAGCACUGUGGAAGUUACUGUAGUAUAAAUGUGACAGAAUAACAGAAGUUCAGAAGUUACAAUUUUAUUAGGAGGGACAAAAAGGGGAGAUGCUUGCCAUUUGAAAAGUAGAUGAAAGCUAGAGUCAUGCACAUGAACCACCAUGCCAGUGGGCAAUAAGGCACUUGGGCAUCACAAAGAAAAGGAAACUUGUUGCUGUUGUAUCUCAGGUUAAUGAAAGCCAAGUGCUGUCUAGACAACUUGCAAGUGUGCUGUUAGUCAUCCUUUUAGAUGGCUAAAAAGCUAGAUCCUCUCCGCUGUUUUAAUCUUCAAAGGGUUUUAUCUUUGUGAGCUGAGCAUGAAACAACAGCAAAAUCUAAGAGACAAUGGUUAAGUGGUGCCUCGCUUAACGAUUGCCCCGCAUUAUGACGGAUCUGCUUUAUGACGAUCUUUUUGCGAUCGCAAUUGCAAUCUGAAACUUAUCUACGUAGGUGACUGCAAAAUAACAAGCUGCUGAUGACCAGUGACACAGAUCCCAGUGCUUUGUGACACAGUUUGAUUUAGAAAGACCAAAGGCAAAGAAAUCUGAAGUCCAGAUAGGCUCUACGGCUUGGAGACGGGGAUGAGCACCGAGCCUUAGAGUCAGACACAACUGGACUAAAUGUUGAGGAGAACCUUUACCUUUACUGCAUCUGGGUAGUACAAGAAUUAUCUAUUCAGUGAGACCACCAUUGACCUACCAUCUUGCGCCAUCUUGAGAUCAUUCAUAAAGUAUGAAAAGGCAACAGGAGCAUAGAGAAGUGUUCUUGGUGACUGUGACAUUGAACCUACUCCUUUGAGUCCUUGGUUAUAGCAUCAGCCUGGCUGUCCUUGGGAAGCCUUUCUGUUUGGGCUGACUUCUGGUUACACUGCUAUAGAACCAGAUUCCAAUUUAAUAAAUUAUUGACAUAGGUGUCAGAGUGAAACUAAAUGGAUAGAAUGGAAAUUUAAAAUAAAGUAACCUUUUGAUGUUUUUAUGUGCACAUUUUAUUAUGCACUUGCCAGAGAUUGUGUGGCACUCUAGAUGUUUUGGGGCUACAGCUCCUACCAUCUUCAACCCAGAGCAAAUGGUGAAAAAUAAUAUGAGCUAUGGCACAGUCUGUUUCCAGGUACAGUUUUAUUUGUGUCAUUGAAUAUUGAGCCAUACAACACAACCUUUGAAAUUUGUCCUCCUCAGAGGUUUUAAGACAAAGCAUUCCUUUUAUGUGGUCAAUGUUCUGCACAAGUUUUAAACAUGUUUGAGCCAUAUGUAGCAUCUGGCCUGAAUAUGAAGCCUGAGAACUUUUUGUAAAUAAAGAAAUAAAUAAAAAUACUGUAUCAUGUUGUAAAUUAGUAUGGAGAUUUCUGUAUGUUUUGGCAACGGAUGCUGAAAUCAUUUGUUUUCCCAUCUUCAAAGGGUUUUAUCUUUGUGAGCUGAGCAUGAAACAACAGCAAAAUCUAAGAGACAAUGGUUAUUUUGUGAAUGUUUUCCUUCAAAAGUUGGUGAAUUAGUGUAUUAGGUCUUUAAAGCCAUGACUUAUCAAACAGCAUGGUCCUGGUGCUUCUGUGAACCAGAUAACUUGCCACCUGUGUGUAUGGGUUUUUUCCCCACAUGAGACCUAAACCGAAGUUUUAUGCGUUGGAUGUCAUCUUAUGUAUCAAAUUUGUUUCCUGGGAGACUUGCUCUAUUAAAAGUAUUUUUUGACAAA
Pogona vitticeps (central bearded dragon) is the source of this 4837-nucleotide messenger RNA. The record is from RefSeq and is a predicted model, not a curated record. NCBI's taxonomy places the organism in Eukaryota, Metazoa, Chordata, Lepidosauria, Squamata, Agamidae.